This is a messenger RNA of Lytechinus variegatus (green sea urchin), 1563 nucleotides long. RefSeq lists its product as uncharacterized. The transcript is spliced from 2 exons. The record is from RefSeq and is a predicted model, not a curated record. Bases 201 to 617 code for a protein of 138 amino acids. Lineage: Eukaryota; Metazoa; Echinodermata; Echinoidea; Temnopleuroida; Toxopneustidae.
UAUCAGAAAUGUAAUAGGAAUGUAAAGCCGAUCGUUCCCUGUACACUUCAAUGCGAUGUAAAAAUAGUGCCCAAUAAUGGGAUAAUGAUAGACGAUUGCUUUAUCCAAUUCAUGUGUCUAUGAACGUUGGUGCCUAUAGUAGGUUGCACGAGUAACUGGAAGAUAGAACUUGGAGGGGAUCGAAAUCUUUUGGUCAAGCAAUGGAUAUUUUUGGAGAAGAUGCGAGCACACUUAUCUGGAAGUAUGGCGGUAUGACUUCUGCGGCACUCGGUGCCAUCACAACUCUAACAUUGAUUGUAUUAAAUGCACUAUCCGACGGAGAAUCAAGAAGGCGGUACGAACAUCCACAUGAUGACGAAGAUUCUAAAAACCAUCACGGAGCAAUUGGGAAUGACGAUCGACGACCAAGUCAAUCUAGCAGCACCUCGAGCGACAAUAAUGCGAAAAAUGGCGAUGACAUAAACGGAGAUCUCGAUGAUAACGAGGUCGUUGGCGAUGUUGAUGGGGAAUUUGACAGAGGCAAAGUAAAUCAUUACGAGCAUUCGAAUGGAUCAGAGGUUGGUUCUACGAAUCAACUGAAUAAAAGAAGUUCGAAGAAGAAAUUGUAUUCGAAAUGACUUUUCGGCCACAUUGAAUCGACCUGGAUGUCCAUUUACAUUUUAUUAGGAUUUAGGAAUUUACUCUUGUGAGAAGGGUUCAGAAUAUCUUUUAGACAGGGUUGAUGUUUUAUCCAUCAGGUUGAUAACAUUACAAGGAAGAAAACGACAAAAAGUAUUUCAUAUUCUGAAGUUUGAAGGGCUUGUACGUCUUGGAAAAUAUUGUUAACAUCCCCAUGGAAGGGGCACUUUACUAUUGCUUGAACGAGGAUGUAUACAAUUAUAAUAAAAGUUUGUUCGAAAUCUGAAAAAAAAUUGGUAUGGUUUAGAAACUUUAUUAAUAGAAUGAUAUACCUAUACUUUUGUUUCAACAAUUAUUCAGAUACAGUUCAUAUAUUGAAUAAGACACAACAAUUAAGAGAGUCCAGCCAAAUUAAGGGUCACACCCCUGACGCAAGCAGGGUACAUAAUGAUGGUAAUAGUAACGAACCCGCGAUGCCACAAUAAACCUGUAGAGGUUUUAAAUGGGAAUCCAACCCAAAUAAAAACUUGCUUUUAGAGGGAAAAGAUUAAUCAGACAAGUUGAUAGGUAAAAGUUUGAACAAUAUUGGACAAAUCAUGCUAAAGUUAUGGAUCUUUAAAAGAUGUAAAUAUUGGUAAUUGAUACAAUGCUGAUUCCAUUUUAAUUAAGAUUAAUUACUCAUCCAUUUCUGAACCAAGUUUUAGCCUCGGUAUAGAUAGGCCUAAGACGAGAUUUCUGAUACUGCUGAAUAGUCUUUACCGUGUGGUCAGUAUGAGCAAAGGCUAAUUAAUAAGUCACUAAUUAAUUGUCGGAGACAAUGAGAGACACAACGAACGCUACUGUUUACUUGGACGUAUUGAUUUAAAGAUGUAGUUAUAAUGUUUCUGUUAUAAUCCAUGGAUGUAACUGUCAGUAAAUUGAAAAUGGGAACAAUAAAAUGCCGGG